UGUUUGGCUACUCGUGGAAUAGUGUGUGUUUCGUGUGAUGUGGAACUGAUUUGUUGUAUACAAAUAUUUCAAAUUCUGUAUAUAAGUGAAAAUAUUUUCUAGGGAUAUAUUUAUAAAGUUGUAUAACUGCUAUUUUUUAUUAUUUUUUAAAAAAGUAAACCGUGCGAAUAAAAUACUUCUUUCGUAUUUGCAAUUUGUUACAUGUGUUAGGUUAUAUAGGAAGAAAGCAUGGGAAAAGAAACUGAAUCUGAAAACUCAAAGAAAAGAAGGAAAUCUGUUAGUGGGAAUUCUGGAAUAUCCCUUAAAGAUGGAGAUAUGUAUAAGGCGAUAAUAAGUUAUGAAGAAAAGGAAGCUAUGGAACGUUUACCUGAAACUGACUCUGAAAACUUUUUGUCAACUUGUGAUAGUAUACGUAAAGCAAUGAAUAAAAUAGCAAAACUGAAAAGCAUUGGCGAUCCAGGCGCAAAAGAUGAAAUACAUGAAAUUCAAAUUCAUACAUCACUAGCAUUUAUCGAACUUAAGAAAUUGAAUAGAAUGGAAAAGUUUCGUACAAAAUUUGCAAGAGAUUCUCUUGUGUCUUCAAAAAGUAGUGUAGACAGCAGGCAUUUACACUUACAAAAUUUAUUGUAUGAAGUGAUGCAUUUAAAAAAGGAAGUUAUUAAAUGUCUUCAAUUUAAAUCCAAAGAUGAAUUAAUACAACUGGUUCCAGAAGAAGAAUUUUACAAGGAAGCACCUGAGAAUAUUAGUAGACGGGAGAUCACAAUGCAUAAUCCUCAUCAGUUAAGAUUAGCUCGCUUAGAAUGGGAACUAACGCAAAGAAAACAGUUGGCUGCACUGUGCGAUGAAUUGACUGAAAAUAAGAAAGCAGUAGCAUUAAGUAUAGAUUCUAAACAAACUAGACUUGAUAAUCUUGCACCGCAACUUCGUUCAAUACUAGAUGCAAGUAAACCUCUUCAAGAAAGUCUUGGCUUACCAUUAGAUAAAAUUAGACAAGAACAUUAUAAAGCGACAUUACUUCCUUCACCAUUAUAUGUUCUUUAUGCAAAAGCAUCUGCAUACAGAGAUGCAUAUGAUAACAGCAUUCUAGUAAAAGUAGAAGGUGACGAAGAAGAAGCAAAACGUGCAAAUAAUCAAGAUGGAAUACAAGAAUCUGAUUCAGAUACUGAAAAUAUCUCUGAAAAUAUAAUAGAAGAAACUCAUGUGCAUAAAAAAAGACAUCAUAGGUUAUCUAGGGAAGCUAGACAAGAAGAAAAGAGAACUAAGUUACUGCAGAGACACCCUUUGAAUGUGAAAAUUGUGAUUAAAUUAAAAAGCGAAACAAAACUUACGUUACAAUUCUUUUAUAUGAUAUUUUUAAAAAUUGUAACUGUGGAAUCGAAACUAAAAACAGAAGGAAUUGGAAAUACUAAUACAGGCGACAUGCUGGUCUCGGAAUCAAUUUUACGAGAAUUAUAUCCACGAGACUUAGGAUUAGAAAGUCCAAAUCCUGCUAAUAGUUAUCAGUUAAGCCGACACAAUCUAGGACAAUUUGCAUUGCUUGGACUAGGAAUACCAUAUAAAUGGGCACAAAGAAUGGCUGGGUUACAUUUCAUUUCACCUGAUACACGUGAACAGACGGUUACAAGCUGCGAGUCAACGCAAGAUAACGUCGAAAGCGUACUGAGGGAAAUUAAAAGACGCGUAAAAGCAAGAUUGGAAUUGUGUACAGAAAUUCGACAAUUAGAAUCCGGAAAUUUACCAGUCUUUACCGCUACUAACGAUCUACCACAAAAGCUUAGUACAAUAUUGCAAAAAUUUACAACAAUUUCCUGGAAUAAUUACUCCAACUCUAUUAGUCCUGCUUUUGAAGAUCAAGGAUUGGUAUCUUCAUUGGAUAUGUUUUACGAAGCUGUACUUCGAAGGGGAAAUAAUGAGCUAAUAGCAAAAAUAGCUAUAAAUGCAGAUUAUCCGAAAAUAGCACCAGUAUUUAGUAUAAACAUGAAUUCAGUCGUACCUGUACAUGGGGACAUUUUGAGGGAUAUGGAAAGGGAAGUAAAUGUCAUGUGGUCAAAGCCACCAACAUUGUCUGCACAACUCCAGCGGUUAAGAGCGUGCUUCGAUGUUUAUUUAGAAACAGAAAAUAUUAUACCAAAGGAAAAAAUAUUUUUUCAUGCUGUGAAAGGCCGUACUCGAGCUAGACCAUAUAAAUAUUUAGAAUUAGGCGGUGGAAUUUUUAUUCACCGUUAAGGUCCCGUACAAAGUAAAUACAUUUUGACUGAAAUACAUUAAUCUAUAAAAUACACAAUAUGAUAAUGGAAGGAAAUAUGCAAUUCACUCAAUGUAGAGGUG
Molecule: messenger RNA, 2328 nt
Organism: Megachile rotundata (alfalfa leafcutting bee)
Lineage: Eukaryota; Metazoa; Arthropoda; Insecta; Hymenoptera; Megachilidae
Gene: thoc5
Product: THO complex subunit 5
Biological process (GO): mRNA export from nucleus
Cellular component (GO): THO complex part of transcription export complex
Molecular function (GO): mRNA binding
Source: RefSeq, a predicted model, not a curated record